Molecule: messenger RNA, 5952 nt
Organism: Esox lucius (northern pike)
Lineage: Eukaryota; Metazoa; Chordata; Actinopteri; Esociformes; Esocidae
Gene: grin2db
Product: glutamate receptor ionotropic, NMDA 2D
Exons: 15
Coding region: 34-5952 (1972 amino acids)
Biological process (GO): monoatomic ion transport; excitatory postsynaptic potential; long-term synaptic potentiation
Cellular component (GO): plasma membrane; postsynaptic density membrane; postsynaptic membrane
Molecular function (GO): NMDA glutamate receptor activity; transmitter-gated monoatomic ion channel activity involved in regulation of postsynaptic membrane potential
Source: RefSeq, a predicted model, not a curated record
CCUCCCCUCUCUGUGGUUGGUCGAUCUAUUGCAAUGGUCGCCAUACCCACUCUCUCUCUCCUAUUUGCCCUGGCGGAGUGGGCAGGACCGGUCACGCCCUCCUCACACUUCUUGCUCCGCCCCCGAGAUCGGGAAAGAGACCCGGGAACUAUCAUGAACUUCAACAUCGCUGUGAUCCACGCCGGGGCCAACGUGCAGGUGGAGGCGGCGGCGGCCGGGCCCGGGGGGAGGUUGCUCUACCCGGGGUUUGGCCGGGCCCACAGCUCCCUGGGGGAGAGUGUGUACACACCUUGGGGCCCUGCUAGCGUCAUCUGGCUCCAGGUGAAUGACAGUAGUCCCAAGACCCUGCUGUCCCAGCUCUGCGACUUGUUGGCAGCGAGGCCACUCCAGGGCCUGAUCUAUGAGGAGGAGAGGCCCCCGCCCACCGCCUGGGGCCCCCUGGCCCCGAUGUUAGAGUUUGUCUCGGCCCAGACUGGACUGCCCAUAGUGGCUGUAGGAGGAGGGGCUGGGCUGGGGAGGAUGCAGCAGGAGUCAGGCUCCAUCUUCCUCCAGUUCAGUUCCUCCACCGCUCUUCAGCUGGAGGUUAUCUUCAAAAUACUGGAGGAGUAUGACUGGACCACGUUCUCUGUGGUGUCCACCCGGCACCACGGCUACCAGGACUUCCUGUCGGUGGUGGACGGCCUGACAGACGGCUCGUUCAUUGGCUGGGAGAAGAAGAGCGUGGUCAUGCUGAACGUGACGGACGACCCGGGAGGGGCACGUACGCGCAGGCUGCUCAAGGAGAACGAGGCGCAGGUGCGUCUGCUCUACUGUUCCCAGGAGGAGGCUGAGCUGGUGUUUAAAGCAGCCUGGGCGGCGGGCCAGGCCGGACCCUCUCACAUGUGGUUCGCUGUGGGUCCGGCCCUGUCUGGCCUGGGCAUGGAGGGCCUGCCCAGGGCUCUGUUUGCCGUGCGGCCGCAGGGCUGGAAGGACCGGCCCGUCCUGAGGAUCGCCCGGGGAGUGUCCAUAUUGACCCAGGGGGCGGUGGCGCUGCGCCGGGACUAUGGUGCCUCGGGAGGGCCAAACUUUGUCACCAACUGCAUGACGGAAGCCAAUCAGACACACAGGGUGCGGGGGAGGAUGAGAUAUUUCAGCAACAUCACUCUGAGUGGAAGAGACUACUCGUUCGACAGUGACGGUUACUUGGCCAACCCUGUCCUGGACGUUAUCUCCUAUACACCUGGCAAAGGCUGGGAGGACGUAGGGUUUUGGGAGAAUGGUAAGUUAGUGUUGGUGUACCCAGCCUGGUCGCGUUAUGGUCCAUUUCUCCAACCGCCCGAUGGGGCUCAGCACCUGCAUGUCGUCACCUUGGAGGAACGGCCAUUCGUCAUCGUGGAGCUUGCCGACCCCGCCUCCAACACCUGCAUCAGAGACUCUGUACCCUGCAGACGACCGCCCAACGCCAGGUCAGGAGAUGCCAGUCUUCCCUUCACGGAGGGCGUGCCCCCAAAGAAACAGUGCUGUAAGGGCUUCUGCAUCGACAUCCUCAAGCGACUGGCCAAGAUCGUGGGCUUCACCUAUGACCUCUACCUUGUGACGAAUGGGAAGCAUGGGAAGAAGAUUGACGGGGUGUGGAACGGCAUGAUUGGUGAAGUGGUGGCACAACGAGCGGACAUGGCCAUCGGCUCCCUCACCAUCAACGAGGAGAGGUCUGAGGUGGUGGACUUUUCCGUCCCCUUUGUUGAGACUGGCAUCAGCGUCAUGGUCUCCCGUAGCAACGGAACCGUCUCACCUUCCGCCUUCCUGGAGCCCUACAGUCCAGCGGUCUGGGUGAUGAUGUUCGUCAUGUGUCUGACUGUGGUCGCUGUGACUGUCUUCAUCUUUGAGUUCUUCAGUCCGGUCGGCUAUAACCGCAGCCUUUCGAGCGGAAAGAAGGCAGGAGGCUCUACGUUCACCAUAGGGAAGUCUGUGUGGCUGCUGUGGGCCAUUGUGUUCAAUAACUCGGUCCCAGUGGAGAACCCAAGAGGAACAACCAGUAAGAUCAUGGUUCUGAUCUGGGCGUUCUUCGCUGUCAUCUUCCUGGCCUCCUACACUGCCAACCUGGCUGCCUUCAUGAUCCAGGAGGAGUACAUAGACACUGUCUCUGGACUGUCAGACAAAAAGUUCCAGCACCCAACUGAGCAGUACCCCCCGCUGAAGUUUGGAACAGUGCCCAAUGGGAGCACAGAGAAGAACAUCCGCAGUAACUAUCUUGACAUGCACAAGUACAUGAUCAAAUACAACCAGAAAGGAGUGGAGGAUGCCAUCAACAACCUCAAGACUGGGAAGUUGGAUGCCUUUAUCUACGAUGCAGCCGUGUUGAACUACAUGGCCAGGAAAGACGAGGGCUGUAAGGUGAUGACCAUAGGCUCUGGGAAGGUAUUUGCCACCACAGGCUACGGUAUCGCCCUGCACAAGAACUCCCGCUGGAAACGCCCACUCGACCUGGCCCUGCUGCAGCUGGUGGGAGACGAUGAGAUCGAGAUGCUGGAGCGGCUGUGGCUGUCAGGUAUCUGUCACAACGAUAAGAUUGAGGUAAUGAGUAGUAAACUGGACAUAGACAACAUGGCGGGCGUCUUCUACAUGCUGCUGGUGGCCAUGGGGCUCAGUCUGCUGGUGUUUGCCUGGGAACACCUGGUCUACUGGAGGCUCAGACACUGCAUGGCUACCAGCUCUGGAAAACUGGACUUCCUGCUGGCCAUCAGUAGGGGCAUGUACAGUUGUUGCAGCUUUGAGGAUGAAACCACACCUGGCGGGGCUAAAUCUUCCACAACCCUGCCCCAACAUCAUCACGGUGCCAUGGUAACCGUCCCACCCCCGCCGCAUAUGGUCAGUACGUCAGUGACCAAUCCGGCCCUGACCAUGACGCAGCAGCAGCAGCCCAUCUACAAAACCCCUCUGCCUGGCUCCCCUCCCUCCUUAGUGCAUUCUGGGACAGCACUGGGGCCCACCAACACGCCCAUGCUCGGGGCACCCCUGCCGUGCUCCACAUUCCUCCCCCGCACUGAUCGCAGACUGGCCGUGGUGGAUCGCUGGAGGCUGCCCAAGGCCGGGACCGCUACCAACCGCAUGGCCGUCCGUGGGGCGAUCGCAGACAUAGGGCCUUUCCCCCAAAAAGUGGCUCCGACCUGGGGUACGACGGCUGGAGGACUGGGUGGUGGUGGUGGUGGUGGUGGUGGGUUGGAUGGAUAUAAACGCUACUAUGGACCCAUCGACCCUGAGGGUCUGGGGCCCUGCAUGGACCAGCAGGCAGGUUCCCAGACCCCCAAAACGGCCCCCAGGGGCCACCCCCAGCCCCCUCCUGCCACCGUGGCCUUCUACUCAGAAAAGGGCCCUGACCAUGGGGUGGGGAAGAGGGUGGUGGGAGGUGGUGGUGCCGGGGCUCAGGGGAAGGGAGGAGUCAAACCUUUAGGGACGCCUCGGCUGCCUCCUAAGAGCCAAGCUGCGGGCGUCGCCCCGGUCCCUCUGCCCCCUAACCCCCCGCUGCCACUCCCCUCCCCCCCUCUUCCCUCAUCGUUUUGGAGGAGGCGUCGACCCAAGAAGCCCAAAGAGCCAGGUGGGCCUCUGUACGAGAACAUUCUGCCCCUGGGGCGGAGGAGUGGAGGAAGGGAUGGUGGAGGGAGAAGGGGACGCCCCCUCUCUCCUCCUCUCUCGCUUCCUGUACCGGUCCCCGUCUCCCCAACCUACACUCCCCCUUCCCCCUCUGCUUCACUUCCCUACACCACCUCAACAUCUUCCUCUUCCUCUAAUACGUCGUCCACCUCCUCCUCUACCUCUUCUUCUCGCUCAUCGUCUCGCUCGUCAUCCACCUCCGGGACCUCUCGGAGCACACGGGAAGGUCUGGACGGUGACGAAGAGGACGAGGAUGAGGAGCUGACAGAGGAGUCCAGCCUUCUCCUAGGGAGAGGGAGGGACAGAGAGCGUUCCAUCAUCUCCUCGCGCUCCCUCAGUCAUGGACGCCAACCUCCACCCAUACCACCACGAAAGCCUCGGACCCCUCGAGGGGAGAGAGAGAGGGAGAGGGGAGGGAGCCAGCUGGCCCAGCUUCAGGAGUGGUGGGCGGGCUGGGGCGAGAGAGAAAAGGAUCGCAGCGGAAGAGGAGGAGGGGGGGAAGACGACGAGAGGAAACGAGAGAAAAGGAGGAGGAAAGAUAAGGAAAAAAAGAAAAAGAAGAAGAACAAAAAGAGGAAAAAGAGGGAGGAACGGGAACGAGAGCGAGAGAGAGAGAGAAAACGCCGGAAGGUGAAAAAGAAGAGGAAGAAAAAAGCGCUGAAGACAAAGAAGAGGAAGAAAUCGACUGGGCGUUCCGAGCCAGAAGAGGGCGACGUGGAGGCAGACAGGGAGGGCGAUGGAGAAGGAGAGAGAGAAGGAGGAAUACCAGACUAUUCAUCCUUCCCCACACAGUAUCGUAGUACUUUUGGAGAGAAAGGGAGAGAUUCAGCCUGGGAAGGAGAGAGGGAGCGGGGGAGGAGGGAGGGCAGAGAGGAAGAGGGGGAUGAAAGAGACCAGGAGAGCAGCAGAAGUAGGGAGAGGAGGCCAAAAUCUUCUCGUUCCCACUCCAGACAGGCACCUGUCGGGAGGCGUAUCCCCAACCUCCACAAACUCCCUGCCUCUGUCAAGUUCUGGGUGAGUGGAGGAAACGGGGGAGGGGGGGGGGCCAACACUGAAACACCCCCCUCAUCCCUCCACCCACUCCUCCCAUCCUCCAAACGACAGAGGAGCGGAGGGGUUGAGAAAGCAGAGGGCGAGAAAGGAGGAGAGAGGAGGCCCUUGUUAGUGCGAUACGAGAGGGGAAGGGCUCACACCAGGGAGGGCCUCUCCUUUCAUGAGUGGGACUCUGAGGAUGAGGAGGAUGAUGAGGAAGAUGAUGAAGAGAGGCAGAGAGACAGAACGAGGGAGCGGGUGGAGGAGAGGAAGAGAAGGGCAGGUGGGAGGGGUGCGGUGUCAGAGUCCGAGAGAGACCGGACACGAGCAGAGGACAGUUACUCUGAUGAUAGGUCCUCGGGGGAGUUUGGCCGGUUUGAGAGAUACUGGGAGGGGAAUGGGGGGGCAGGAGGAGGACCGGGGAGUGGUGGAAUAGGCGGGAUCGGGGGAGGCGGCUGGUUUUUCGGCACAUAUCCGUCCAUACAGAAAGGGGGAAGCAUCAACAGCAGAGAUGACUCGAUACUAGGGCGGGGGGAGGGUUGGGGAGGGGCAGGGGGAGAUUUCUGGGGUUCUGGACCAGGAGUAGGGUGGGGGUCAGGGGGAGGGAGUGGAGGUCUAGGGUCCCAGUGGCCGCCUCCUCCUGCAAACCUCCCACCUCCCCAGAGGUACUGGUCAGUAGACAAACUCCACAUGAAGGGAGAGAAGAAGUGGAAAAGGGGAGGAGGGGGUAAGGGCAAGGGACGCACAAGACUCAGAGAGCAGGAAUCCGGCGGCUCUUGUUCCUGUAGCCAGUACCCCCACCCUCACGUCCACCCCACGCGCCGCUCACACAGCCAUGGGAAGAGAGGGAGCACCGCCCUGUCCCACAGCCAAGAAGAGCUUCUCCCGCACUGCCACAGUUUCAGCGGGGGCUCCCGGCCCAAACCCCCUCCCAAACUAGACCAGGGCCAGGCCAAGUCAGGCAGCCAGUCCAGCCUCAGCACACAGCAGCCAGGAGGGCUAGGGGACCACCCCCCCCAGGCCUCCUCCUCGCCUCCUCAACCCCUAACCACCGGCCCUUCCUCCUCCCUACCGGUGCCCAUCCCUCCUCCCCCCUCCAAAUCCUCUGUCUCCCCUCCGUCUGGCUCGGGCCAGGCCCAAGCCUCUGCCAGCGCUAAACUCCAGUACCAGAGACUACGGUCAGUGCCCCAGCCCCGGCGUUUCUAUUCCCCACACCUGCCACUCAAAGCCAAGAGCCUGUGUUCCCGACGUGGCUCCGCCCAUUUCUCCAGCCUUGAGAGCGAGGUAUGA